CCACCGGCCCGCGGGGUCCCGGGGGACCGGCGGCGUCGGGAUGAUGCGGACCCAGUGUCUCCUGGGGCUGCGCACCUUCGUGGCCUUCGCCGCCAAGUUCUGGAGCUUCUGCCUCUACCUGCUAAGGCGGCAGGUCCGCACGGUGAUCCAGUACCAGACUGUGCGUUAUGAUGUCCUCCCCCUGUCUCUCGUCUCCCGGAACCGGCUCGGCCAGGUGAAGAGGAAGAUCCUCGUGCUGGACCUGGACGAGACCCUGAUCCACUCUCAUCACGACGGGGUCCUGAGGCCCACGGUGCGGCCCGGCACGCCCCCCGACUUCAUCCUCAAGGUGGUGAUAGACAAACACCCCGUCCGUUUUUUUGUACACAAGCGGCCCCACGUGGAUUUCUUCUUAGAAGUGGUGAGCCAGUGGUACGAGCUGGUGGUGUUUACGGCCAGCAUGGAGAUCUAUGGGUCAGCGGUGGCCGACCGGCUGGACAACAGCCGCAGCAUCCUCAAGAGGAGGUACUACAGACAGCACUGCACUUUGGAGUUGGGCAGCUACAUCAAGGACCUGUCCGUGGUCCACAGCGACCUCUCCAGUAUCGUCAUCCUGGACAACUCCCCAGGGGCCUACAGGAGUCACCCCGACAACGCCAUCCCCAUCAAGUCCUGGUUCAGCGACCCCAGCGACACGGCGCUCCUGAACCUGCUCCCCAUGCUCGACGCCCUCAGGUUCACCGCCGACGUCCGCUCCGUCCUGAGCCGGAACCUACACCAGCACCGACUGUGGUGACGGACGCCCCCCCCCGCCCCCUCGGCCCUCGGCGGGCUCCGCUCCGACUGACGAGAAGCGGGGGGAGACGGCGCAGUCCGGCCCGACC
Tachyglossus aculeatus (Australian echidna) is the source of this 863-nucleotide messenger RNA. It is a transcript of the gene CTDNEP1, whose product is annotated as CTD nuclear envelope phosphatase 1. The record is from RefSeq and is a predicted model, not a curated record. Lineage: Eukaryota; Metazoa; Chordata; Mammalia; Monotremata; Tachyglossidae. Gene Ontology annotation, molecular function: protein serine/threonine phosphatase activity.